Molecule: messenger RNA, 165 nt
Organism: Gaeumannomyces tritici R3-111a-1
Lineage: Eukaryota; Fungi; Ascomycota; Sordariomycetes; Magnaporthales; Magnaporthaceae
Exons: 2
Coding region: 1-165 (54 amino acids)
Source: RefSeq, a predicted model, not a curated record
AUGCAGUCCGCCUCUACCGCAGAAGAGCACGUGUGGUGUCUGAGGAGGAAGGCGGUCGGCCAAAGUCGUGAGCAACGUCUUUCUGAGUCUGGUCGGUUUGCUCGACCAAAUCAGCGAGGCCCUGAGCGGAUACGUGCAGAAUCCCACCGGGGCAUUUGCUCCUGA